Messenger RNA from Colias croceus (clouded yellow), 1962 nucleotides. RefSeq lists its product as uncharacterized. Bases 1 to 1962 code for a protein of 653 amino acids. NCBI's taxonomy places the organism in Eukaryota, Metazoa, Arthropoda, Insecta, Lepidoptera, Pieridae. The record is from RefSeq and is a predicted model, not a curated record. The transcript has a single exon.
AUGAAUAUCACUACCCGUAGUAAUAUUAAUGACAAAUGCAAUGAAGUUGAAAAUGAAAAUAAUGAUAUUAUACCUAAUUUGGAUUCAAGUAUCAAUUCCACCACUACUCAACAAAAUGACUGUGAUCAUCUUAACGUAAAUAAAACCACUUUUGAAGAAUUAAAAGCUGCUAAGAACAGUGUUAUAAAAGAAAAUGAAGGCAAAAUUUCUCAAAAAACUACACACAAAACUACAGGUCACAAAAGCAAUAGUUUAAGGAAAAAACGAUUUGCACCAGCUGUCUACAAUUACGUUACAAACCAUGACGUUGAUUCUACUGAAAAAUUAGAACCGGAGGGAGUUGUAAAUACUGCGAAUUUGGCUAAUUUUAACAUAAAAACUACACAUGAACCUUUCAAAAGUGAUACUUUAAAAGAUACUUACAUAAAACAUAUACCACGAAACAUUCCUGUUGAAGAAUCUGCAAGCGAUGAACUGAAAGAGUUAAGCUCUAAUAAUAAAAGAAGCUCACAAGAAAUAGAUGAAAGCUCUGAAAGUGUUGACAGUAGUGGUUCUAAGGAAAUAGACAGACAUAAUGAAAGUUCUGAAAGAAAUAAUGAAUCAACAGCAAAUUCAUACGAAAACCGUCUACCAAAUUCGCAGGAAAAAUCUUCGAACGAAAACCUAGAAUAUCAUAAUUCAGAUAACGAUCGCAAAAUAUCACGACCAUUUUUACAUAAUAGUGACGAAACCUAUAAUGACAGUAAUGAAAGUAAAGAAGCCGUAAAAAACCUGAAACCACUUGCGUUUAAACAUAAUAUAAAUAAGGAUGAUAGUGAUGAAACAACUGAGAAUAGCAACAGUGAGGAAAACAUUAAACGCGAACAAAAUAACGCAAAAUUUAAAAACCAUGAUAGCAGUAAUUUAGACGAGAAUCUAAAGAUAGAAGACAAUGAUGAUGCAUAUAACCAAUCAAAUUUUACACAAAACUAUAAAAAUACCAUUGGCGAGAACAUCGACGAAAGUACUGAGCAGAUAUCUAAAGAGAAUAUUUCUACUGAGAACGAGUCCGGCAAUGCUAAUUCGAAAGUUUUUGACAAAAAUGACUCAUAUGAAAAUUCUCCUAUUGAUUCAAACAUACAUUCAAACGACACAACUUCUGGCAAUUUGAAAACAAUUGUUAAUAUAAACGAUGGAGAAGUUAAACCUGUCAUAGAACAGAAUAUAGAGGAUGACAGUAGUGAAUCAAGCGAGGAAUUAAAAAGCUCACAUUUAAAGGUUGAUAAUCCUCAAGAACAAAAGGACGGUGAUGUUGAAAAUAAAAAAGUAGAUUUAAAGCAACAGUUUGAAAGAAUUCCUUUAGAUUAUAAACACGUUGAGGCAGAAAGUAAUGAACAGACAGAAAGCCCAAUAUCUAACAAUGACUCUGUUGGAGAGAAAAAUAAAGAAGUGGCGUCUGAUCCUCCGCCAGGAAAUGAAAAGUUUGAUGAUAAUUUGAAUAUUAAAUUCGGCGACAUAUCAAUCAAGUUACCUGACAUAAAAUUGCCUGAUGAUAUUUUAUCUUUUAACUAUGAAGACCCCUUAUAUGAAAAGGUUAAGUCAGAAAAUUCGUACAGUCAUAAAGAGCCAGAUCAAAGAAAAAUAAAUAACAAUUAUGAUUAUCGUGACAAUUUUAGCCAAAAUUAUAAAAAUAAAGACGCAAGUCAUUCUACUGACGAAGAAGAAGAGGAAGAAAAUGAUGAUGAUGAUGAUGAUGAUAAAAAUGACGAUGAAGAUUUAUAUGAAAAAUUCGUUCGUGAAAGAUUCGGUAAACGCAAGUCAAAAGAAGAAAAAAAAUCUAAAUAUAUUACACCUAACGCGGAACUGUAUAAAACGUUGCAAAAUGUUUUGAAAAAGACUGAAAAAAUUCAACAAGAGGCUGAGAAGAGCGGGGACCCGAAUGCUGGCUACGCAUGGACUUUAGAAUAUGGCCAAAAAUUAUAA